AUGAGGAUAUGGUGGAGCUUGUGUGGGAAACUCAAAGACGCUGGAGAUGGCGGUGGUGGUCGAAGCGGAUCUAGAGAUGGUGGUGGUGGCGGCGACCGGUGUGUGGUUGCCAGAGAUGGUGAUCGAAAAAAAGAGGGGAAGAUAGUGGCCGACGGUGGGUUUCUACUUCUGAGUGAGAAGGGCGGAGGUUUACUAGUGGUGGCAAAAGGAGGGAGGUCAUUCACUAUGAACACAGAAAUACAAGUAGCAGACAAAUCUAUUGAAACACAUAUGGUUAACGACAUUGAUGCAAAUAGUUAUCUAGAAUCAACUUUAGAAUGCGAGAAAAUAAAUGAUAUCAAUGUAAAUCUGGGUCAUGAUGGAGAUGAAAGUAUCAUUGGAAAGGUUUUCAGUACACCUCAUGAUGCAUAUACGUUUUAUAAUCAAUAUGCUUUUUUACAUGGAUUUGGUAUACGAAUUCAUUGGGCCUUUAAAAACAAGACGACAAAUGAGCCAUACCGUAAAAUGUAUGUUUGCAAUAAACAAGGCUUUAAAAGAUUGAAGGCUAAUAGUUCUGGGGUUGCAAAGAAACAACGUAGAAAUUUGAGGACCGGAUGCCAAGCAAUGCUUCGAAUUUCAAAAGGAAAAGAUGGGAUAUGGUUUGCGGACAUGUUUAACGAUACCCACAAUCAUGAGUUAAGUGUUACACCUACAAAAGUAAUGAAGCAUCGUUCUCAUGGGAAGCUUCAUCGUUCAUUGGCAUGUAAAUCUCUUAUGUUGGAACUUGGUCAAUCAGGAUUAAAGCCUUCCCAAAUAAAAAAGGCUGUUAAUGCAAUGAAAACUCCACAGGAUCUUGAUGUUACUUCAAAACAAUGUGUGGAUAUAUUAUCUGAGCAACGAAGACAAUACAAAGGUAAAGAGUUUUACGGGCUUAUCAAACAUUUCCAAGAUAAAGCAUUAGUAGAUGAUAACCAGUAUUUUGUUGUGGAUUUAUUUGAGGACGGGUCUCCUCGAAAUAUUUUUUGGGCCGAUGGAAGAUCAAGGGAUGCCUAUACUAAAUUCGGAGAUGUUGUUGUCUUUGAUGUUACAUACAUGACAAACAAAUUUAAGAUGCCAUUUUCUCCAUUUGUUGGGGUGAACCAUCAUGGUCAAACCAUACUGUUUGGUGGUGCAUUACUAGAAAAUGAAAAGGAAGAAACUUUUUGUUGGUUAUUUGAGCAUUUUUUAAAGUGCAUGUUCAACAAGCACCCAUCUGCAAUGAUAACCGAUCAAGAUAAAGCAAUCGGUAAUGCAAUAAAAAAAGUGUUUCCAAACACUCGACAUCGCUACUGUGCAUGGCAUAUUAAGAAGCAUGAGCUUGAACAUCUCCGACUGCUUGUAGCCCAUUAUAGUGAUUUUAAGGAGUCUUAUAGACGGUGGGUAAAAAGUGAUACAGUUGAAGAAUUUGAAACAGAGUGGGAAGUUAUGCGUGGUAAGUAUAACCUUGAAAAUUGUUGUUGGAUCAUCGAUAUGUAUAACCAACGAAAACAUUGGGUUAAAGCCUACUUAAAGGAUGUUUUUUUUGCUGGCAUGACAACCAGUGGACGAAGCGAGAGCAUUCAUUCCUUUUUUGAUGGAUUUGUAAAUUCCAAGACAAUGUUGAAUGAGUUUGUAGUUCAAUAUGAUAAAGCAGUUGAAUCUCGAAGAGCCGUUGAAGAAGAUGAAGACUUUAAGACUAUGAACUCGAAGCCAAUUCUAUCUUCUGUUCAUCCAAUAGAAGCAAAAGCAGGUGAAUGUUAUACCAAAAAGAUUUUUGACAUUUUUAAAAAAGAAUGGAUAGAAGCUACACAAAAUUUAACUCAUGAAACAUUAAGCAAAUGUACAGAAGAAAUCAAAUAUAGAGUUGGCCAAGUGGAUAUUGAUAAAGCGCAUUGGAGAUUUGUUAGUUAUCGUUUCACGAAUCAAGUGGAUGUCAGAUGUUCGUGUGCUAAGUUUGAAACAUAUGGCAUAUUAUGCAAACAUAGUCUAUACAUGAUCAAGAAGAGAAAUGUUCAAACCCUUCCUGACCAUUAUAUUUUACCUAGGUGGACACUUGAUGCAAGGUUUAGCUUGGGUAGUCAUAGCGUCGGAAUGCAUGAGAUCAAUACCGAAAAGGAAGUUAGUGCCUUAACCCUAUGGUAUGUCCAUGCAAACUGUAACAAAGCAAUCGAACAUGCAAAAGACUCCCCUUCAAAGAUAAAAAAGUUCAACAAUUUAGUGAUAAAGUUUUUAGAAGAUGAAAUUAUUCAGAAAAAGCCAAAUGGACCUCAAAACGUACCUCAAGAUUCUUGUGUAGGAAUUUCCCAGUUAGACAUGAUGCCUCAUAUAUCUAUUCGAGAUCCAGUUUUUCUUACUAACACGAAAGGGCGUCCUAAAAAUGCAAACAGGAUUAAGUCUUCUUUGGAGCUGGCAAAGAAAAAGAGAACUUGUUCUCAUUGCAAGGGUCUGGGUCAUUAUGCUACUGGUUGUUCAAGCAGAAAGGCAGAGGAGGCUUUACAAGAGAAACAAUGA
This is a messenger RNA of Lactuca sativa (garden lettuce), 2508 nucleotides long. RefSeq names its product protein FAR1-RELATED SEQUENCE 5. The record is from RefSeq and is a predicted model, not a curated record. Gene Ontology annotation, molecular function: zinc ion binding. Lineage: Eukaryota; Viridiplantae; Streptophyta; Magnoliopsida; Asterales; Asteraceae.